Messenger RNA from Homarus americanus (American lobster), 771 nucleotides. RefSeq lists its product as uncharacterized. The transcript has 5 exons. NCBI's taxonomy places the organism in Eukaryota, Metazoa, Arthropoda, Malacostraca, Decapoda, Nephropidae. The coding region runs from base 16 to 663 and encodes 215 amino acids. The record is from RefSeq and is a predicted model, not a curated record.
UAAACAGCUGGGGACAUGCACUGCACACACACACAAAGACCAACAGUAGUGCUGGACAGGAUCCCACCCCACAGUUCUCAGGUCUCUCGUACUGUACAACUCCGGAACAGACAAAGGAUCAUGAGUAAGGUGUCCGUGGUGGUCGUGUGGGCGGUGGUGGCCCUGCUGAGCCUAAGUAUGGUAACUCUGCCAAGGACUGAGGCGGUGGCGGUGGCAGACCCUGAGCCCUGUUGUGGCCGCCUGGCUGCCGGAGCUCUGGGCUUUGUCGGGGGUUACGCGAUUGGUCGUCUCAGUCACCGCCGGUGUCACAGAUGUGGUUAUGGCAGGAGGAGGAGAAGUCUGGACGAGAUAAUGGGAUCCCAACAGCUGGAGGACCUGUACUCAAAAAUUGCUGCUCAGGAUAAGGACCAGUGUGGGCUGCGCCUCGUGUGUGAGUUGGCCCAGAAGGACCCCAACCACCUGACUGAAGAUGAGGCCAUUAUUCUCCUGCCAUACAGGGGUCGCAGUGAAAGCAACGAGAGGACCUACUACGGCCAGUAUGACAAGGCGGUGUGGCACGGCCAGAAGGGUAAUCCCUGCCACAAGCUGUACUCGCUGUGUGCCUACGCCGCCCCAGAGAUCCUAGUUGGCUAUAAGGCCAGAUUCAUAGAUUCCUUCCAGUGACCGGGCUGAGGUGAUGACAACUAUGUCCUGUUUUCUACAUCACGGACUCAAGCUGAACCAAAAUUGAAAUAUGUUCUUUACUAAAAUAAUAAACGCUGCAAUUUUCAA